GGGAAGAAUGUCAUUUGUGAUAGAACAGCCACUCCCCUGGAUGCCUUUCGGAUGAUGACAGCUGCCCACUAUUAUCCCAAACUUAUGAGCAUCAUGGGCAACGUUCUCCGUUUCCUGCCUGCCUUUGUGAAGAUGAAGCAGCUGAUCCAAGAAGGCUAUGUGGGAGAACUGCUUGUGUGUGAGGUACAGGUUCACAGUGGAAGCCUGCUGGGGAAGAAAUAUAACUGGAGCUGCGAUGAUCUAAUGGGAGGUGGAGGGUUGCAUUCUGUUGGUACCUACAUCAUUGAUCUCCUGACUUUCCUCACCAGUCAGAAAGCAGUGAAAGUUCAUGGACUUCUUAAGACCUUUGUGAAACAGACCGACCACAUUAAGGGAAUACGGCAAAUUACGAGCGAUGACUUCUGUACAUUUCAGAUGGUCUUAGAAGGUGGGGUGUGCUGCACUGUUACUCUUAAUUUCAACAUGCCGGGAGAAUUUAAACAAGAUAUUGUAGUGAUUGGAUCAAGUGGGCGACUAAUUGCAGUCGGCACUGAUUUGUAUGGACAAAGCAAUAACUCUCCACAGAAAGAGCUCCUCUUGAAGGAUUCUGCCCCAGUCAGCAAUGCCUUGUUACCUGAGAAGGCCUUCAGCGACAUCCCAUCUCCGUACCUCCGGGGCACCAUAAAGAUGGUACAAGCAGUCAGGGAGGCAUUUGAAGAUCAAGACGACCGACGAACCUGGGACGGACGGCCACUCACAAUGGCUGCCACUUUUGACGAUUGUCUCUAUGCUUUGUGUGUGGUGGACACCAUUAAGAGAUCCAACCAGUUGGGUGAAUGGCAGAACAUUGUGAUUAUGACUGAAGAACCAGAACUGAGUCCUGCUUACUUGAUCAGUGAGGCCAUGCGGCGGAGCAGGAUGUCUCUGUACUGCUAGAUUUUUGUCUUGACUUGGGGGGGGGGGGGGGGGGGGAGUGAAUCGAUUCAGCUUUUUCCUGAC
Notechis scutatus (mainland tiger snake) is the source of this 978-nucleotide messenger RNA. Lineage: Eukaryota; Metazoa; Chordata; Lepidosauria; Squamata; Elapidae. The record is from RefSeq and is a predicted model, not a curated record.